UUGUCCAUUGCACAAUUGUCUUAAUAUACAAUUGUCAGGCUGUGGAGCUGACAUGAGUCACCAUCAUAAAAGUUAUUUCUUUUCCCAUGUGCGAAUUUCUUUUCUCUAUUUUUCUCUAAUUCUUACUAACCUCGCAUUUUUUGGCUUUCAUUCACCAAAUUCUUUGUCCAAAUCAAAUUUCUUAUUUUUAACCAUACAUACUUGUUUACUACUUUUUUAUAAAAAAUUUUACAUAAAGAGCAAUUUGUUAUCGUUUCUAACGUUACGAGUAUCUAUUAAACUUUAUACAUCUCAUUUAAUUAAAAACUUGACUUUUUAUUAAUUUUUUGUUCUGUUUAGUAUUAUUAAAGAAUCUUAAAAAUGAGCUAUCAACCACAAGCAAAUAAUCCUUACGGAUUUAGAGCUGAUGAAAAUGCUCAUACAGCUGAAAGUGGAAUGCCAAAAAAUGAAAUUGGAUUCAAUGAUCAAACGAUUAGACAAGCUUUUGUUCGGAAAGUUUUUACUUUGGUCACUAUCAUGCUUGGUGUCGUUACAGUUAUGUCAGCAAUUCCUCACUUUUACAAGGAUGGCGAAAAAUAUCCACUCAGAGAGUACCUGAGAAAGAGUAUGGGGCUUUAUAUUUUGUCAUUAGUGGUUUUUCUGGUCGUCUACUUUGCAUUAAUUUGCUGUGAAAAUGUUCGCCGUAGUCAUCCGACAAACUUGAUUUGUACUGGCGUUUUAACACUUUCGAUUGGAUUUGUGACGAUGGUUAUGACUUCUUUUUACACGGUCGAUUCUGUUGUUCUUGCUUUUGCUGUUACAACUCUUAGUUGUGGUGGUAUAGUCAUCUUCUCGAUGACCACUAAACGUGACAUCACCAGCAUGCUUGGUUUUGCCGUCAUAAUUGGGAUGGUUCUGAUGCUUUUUGGAUUUUUUGCGGUCAUGUGGACAAUGAUUUUCCAUACCCGAACUCUUUAUCUAAUCUAUGCUGGUUUUGGUACUCUCGUUUUUAUGUUAUAUUUGGCUAUCGACAUUCAGAUGAUUAUGGGAGGACGCAAGUUUGAAAUUGAACCAGAAGAACAUAUUUUUGCUGCUAUUAUGCUUUUUAUGGAUAUUGUUCAAAUCUUUUGGUUCAUUCUUUCACUUUUUGGUGAUAGAUCGCGUUCUCUUGAAGAGAAAAAUAAAGAAUUGGAUGGUUUGAGACGUCAACUUGCGAGAGAAGAAGAAGAAAAACAUGAAUUGUUUUCGCAGAUUAAUUCACUUAUUGGGGAAUUGGCACAAAUAAAACAAGCAGAAAAUGUUUCUUCUAAAGAAAAUGAAUUGACUUUAUUGCAAUCUGAAUUGGAUGAAUUGAAAUUGGAUUUUGGAAGAAAACAAGGAGAACUUCAGAAAAUAUGUGGGGAAUUGGCACGUGAAAGGGAAGAAAGUCGAAGGCGAGAAAAUAUAAUGCAAUUAGAGAGUAGUAGAAUGGAAGAGGAAUUACGUGAACGAGAUGAGCUUCUUAAAGAAUUGACAGAAACUAGCGAUGAAUUAGGUCGAGCAUUGAAUGAAGCUAACAACGAUUUGCAAAAUGCUAGAGAACAAUUAGCCAUUACUCAACAAGAAUUAACAAAUAAACAAAAAACAAAUUUAAAUAUACCCUCAAUAAAUGAUAAUAAAUUAAACAUUUCAACUCAAAAAACAGAAGAUUUUGAACAAAGAUUUUCUUUAUUGGCUAUUAGUAAUACAGAAUUGAAAAGUCAAUUAAAAGCAGCAGAAAUGGCUUUAGAAAAUGAUAAAACCAAAAAUUUGGAGAAAAUAAAAGAAGAAAUUGAAUUAAAAGCUAAAUUAAAUUUUGAUGAAUUAUUGAAGAAGGAAAUAAUUAAAAAUGAAGAAAAGAUUUUGGAGGCAGAAAAAGAACAUUCUCGAUUGAAUGAAUUAUUAUUUUCUGAACAAAGAAAUAAAGAAUUACUGAAAGGACAGUUAGUGGCUUUGAAAAAAGAAAAUGAAUUUUUAGAAAAUUGUUUAAAAGAAAGGAAUAAUGAAGAAAUAAAUGAAAAGACAAAUUAUUUGGAAAAAUUAAAUAAUUUGAAAGAAAUUAAUGAAAAAAUAAAUUUUGAAAAAGAAUUGGUACAAACAAAAUUAAAUCAAUUAGAAAAAGAAAAUACUCGAUUAACUUCUGAAUUAAUUGAAGUAGAACAAAAAGCUGAAAGAGAAAUUAAAAAAUUAAAUAAUUCUUUGGAAAAAAUAAAAAAAGAAAAGGAAGAAGAAAUACCUCCUCCUUCUCAACCAAUUGCUAAACCGAGAAAAACUUUAAAUAAUGGAAAUGGAAAUAAUUUAAAUGAAACAUUUGUUGAAGAUAUUGAAGAAGAAGAAAAACAAAUAAAUAUAAUUAAAUCAGAAUUGGAAAAGUAA
Molecule: messenger RNA, 2373 nt
Organism: Meloidogyne enterolobii
Lineage: Eukaryota; Metazoa; Nematoda; Chromadorea; Rhabditida; Meloidogynidae
Source: the annotation of a GenBank genome assembly